Messenger RNA from Phyllostomus hastatus (greater spear-nosed bat), 809 nucleotides. It is a transcript of the gene POLR2G, whose product is annotated as RNA polymerase II subunit G. NCBI's taxonomy places the organism in Eukaryota, Metazoa, Chordata, Mammalia, Chiroptera, Phyllostomidae. The coding region runs from base 81 to 599 and encodes 172 amino acids. The record is from RefSeq and is a predicted model, not a curated record. The transcript is spliced from 8 exons. Gene Ontology annotation, molecular function: translation initiation factor binding; single-stranded RNA binding; single-stranded DNA binding. Gene Ontology annotation, biological process: positive regulation of nuclear-transcribed mRNA poly(A) tail shortening; transcription initiation at RNA polymerase II promoter; positive regulation of translational initiation. Gene Ontology annotation, cellular component: RNA polymerase II, core complex; P-body.
GCGUGUGUUUCCGGUCGCGCGGGAGGCGUUCCUGCCUGGAGAGGUGUAGGUUUAGCGGCUUUCCUAACUCGUUUGGGAAGAUGUUCUACCACAUCUCCCUGGAGCACGAGAUCCUGCUGCACCCGCGCUACUUCGGCCCCAACCUGCUCAACACGGUGAAGCAGAAGCUGUUCACCGAGGUGGAGGGGACCUGCACUGGCAAGUAUGGCUUUGUAAUUGCUGUCACCACCAUCGACAAUAUUGGUGCUGGUGUGAUCCAGCCAGGCCGAGGCUUUGUCCUUUAUCCAGUUAAGUACAAGGCCAUUGUUUUCCGGCCCUUUAAAGGGGAAGUCGUGGAUGCUGUUGUCACUCAGGUCAACAAGGUUGGACUCUUCACAGAGAUCGGACCUAUGUCCUGCUUUAUCUCUCGGCAUUCCAUCCCAUCAGAGAUGGAGUUUGACCCUAACUCCAACCCGCCGUGUUACAAGACAAUGGAUGAGGACAUUGUGAUCCAGCAGGAUGAUGAGAUCCGUUUGAAGAUUGUGGGGACCCGUGUGGAUAAGAAUGACAUCUUUGCUAUCGGCUCCCUGAUGGAUGAUUACUUGGGGCUCGUGAGCUGAACACCAGGGCCUCCUACCUUGUUUGGUCCUUGUCUAGGAGGUGUGAUUGUCGCAUUUCCCACGUUGUCCAGAGGCCCGGUCUGGCUGCUGUUGGGGCAGGGGGUGGGACAAGGAAGGUUCCUUGUCCCAGAAGGCAUUGGCUCUUAUAGUUUAGCCACCACUCGCAGAUGUUGACUGUGCAUUCUAACAAUAAAAAGCUCUUGGUUCUCA